AGGAUGGAGGGCGGCGAGGCGGGCGGCGGCGGGGGGCUCCUGCAGCAGAUCCUCAGCCUCCGGCUGGUGCCCCGCGUGGGCAACGGCACCACCACCUACUCCAGCCCCCUCUCCACCUUCCCAGGUACCGGCGGCCGCGGCCUCGCCCCGCCCGCCGCGGAGCGGCCCGAGGCGGCGCAGGCCUCACGCCCGCCUCACGCCCCUCUCUCCUUGCCCGCAGAGAUGUGGUACGGCGUGUUCCUGUGGGCGCUCGUCUCCUCGCUCUCCUUCCACAUCCCCGCCGCGCUGCUGGCGCUCUUCACGCUGCGGCAUCACAAGUACGGCAGGUUUAUGUCCGUGAGCCUCCUGCUGAUGGGCAUCGUGGGACCCAUCACGGCCGGGAUCCUCACAAGUGCUGCUAUUGCUGGAGUUUACAGAGCUGCUGGGAAAAAAAUGAUUCCUUUUGAAGCCCUCAUUUUAGGAGUGGGUCAGACAUUCUGUGUGGUGGUAGUUUCCUUUCUACGGAUUUUAGCCACUCUCUAGCUUUUCUUCAGACACAAGAGAUCAAAGAUCAAAGGAAGAGCAAACAAUGAGCCACACGUUCAGUCUCUGUGAAGCCAAUAAUGAGGAAGCGCACCUCGAGGUGUACCUCGGUGUGUGCUUUCUCCCCUGCUUAAAGGGUGCGUGCAGGUAUGUUCCUGCCUCCAACGUGGUAGCAGAGGCUCGCAGAGUCUCUUACUGUGACAGACAAGAUACUCAAGAUCCUCUUUGCAGAUUUUAAUGUGAAGGGUUGUGCGCCACAAGCAUAUGUUGGGGAAUGUGGUUUCUUUAACUUAUGUUGCUCAUGUACCAGCCAUAAUAUCUGGGUUAGUUCUCUUAUGGCACUGCUGAAGCUGUACCGCUAAGAGCUAGUAUUUACAGGCAAUGCUCCAAGCAUCGGAUGCUUUCCAACUGGAAUAUGCCAUUAUAUUGGUCUGCAGUCUGCUAUAGAUUUGGCUGAAGGUAAGGUAAAAAUAGUUAAUUUUGUUACGUUUUGGUAACACUAAGUGCCAAGUGAGAUUUUAUUUUUCUGGAAGAUGGGAAAAGGACUUCUGGAGGAGGCUUAUGAACAUUUCACAGGUGAUGAAUUGUGCUAGUAACAGAAUGCACAGAAUGCAACUAAAAUGUGACACAGGUUAUUUUGGGGUAGAAGUAUUACUACAGAAUGACAUGGUGUCUUCAGAGUUCACUUAAUGCGUCAGCCUGUUGCUGCUUUGUUUGCAGUGAACCUGAAAUUUUGAUGAGAAUUUUUUUUAAAUGAGAAACUUGAUUUUUUUCUUUUUUGUGCUCCAUCUUUCUAAUACCAGAUCGUAGUUAUAGUGAGGUUGGGGAGCAGCAGAAGGAAAAAUUACUUUAGAUAGAUUGAAGUGAAAAUUUGUGUCUGAGAGCUAUGGAUAUGAAUGUUGAGGCAAGGGAAAUAAUCUAUGUUAAAAGGAUCACUAUUUUUGUAAACUUCUAUUACACUGGAAUUCUUCAGACACUGUGCACCUUUUGUAAGAGAGGCAAAGCAUAGCUGAACAAGGGCUACACCCUGUGACUGGUACUAGAAAUCCCGGGGGUGGGUGUGUGCCCUGUUCCUUCUCAAGCUUUGAAAAAGACAUUUAUUUUUGAAUUUCUUAAGUUGUCUAAUUGCUGAAAAUGUUCACAUUGGUAUUAAGUAAUUGGAGAUCUUCACUGAUUUUGUAGAUGUCAGUGGCUGGUAUAUUUAAAAUUCAGCAUGCUGCUUCAGUGAGAGCCUGCAUGGCUGGUGCUGGGUUAUUGUGACUCACCAUUUUCCAGGUGCAGAGGCGGUGAGUGUGCUGCAUUAUAAAUAUUUAGCCACAGUGUCCCAGUGGAUCGUCUGCCUGCUAGGGCCCCAGAAGUGCCUCUGUGAUUCCCGUGUUUCAGUGAUGAGCCGUAUGAACAUAUCCCCCAAACUGACCCUUACCAGUAGGCAAUACAGUCUCUCUUAAUGAAGUGUUUUAAUUAUUUUUAAGUGACUUUUAACCAUUUCUGAGCUCUCCCUUCUUGCCUGGAGGCACACUAUGGGGUCAGGGCUCUCAGGUAGCUAGCUGUGUGCUUUCUGGGGGCUUGGCUUUUUGGGGGCCCUUAGGGAAGCUGAAGAUGAAUCCCAAGGAUUUGGCUGGGCAGUGUAGCCAGCCCCAUGAUUUUGCUGUGAUCCUGAGUAUGGUCCUUGUUUGUCUAUUAUCAGCUGACAGUCACUUGGGUUGCUGAAGGAAAGUGUAAGCUGUGUCCGUAGCAGAACAGCAGCUUCCAAGAACACACUUCCCAUCUGUGCUUUUACUGAACUUGUUUGCUUUCCAGACCAGCUUGCCUGUUGUACCACUUUGUAAGGCCAGUUACCUUCUACGAACUUCAUGUCCUCAGUGCUGAAACAACCCUAAACAGGGUUAUGCAUUUAUCAUGAGAAGGAAAUUCUCUUGAAGUGGCAAGACUCAUUUUGAAUUGUCUGUUCACAGCUAGUGAAGAAAGUUGUUUUUUAGGAGCUGUUCACUGAAAUUAGUCUAAAUUAUAGCUCAUAAUAAUCCAAGGAAUAAAGCCAUGCAAUUUAGGGAAUACUUUAAUGUGAACCCUUCUCCUUAGGUGGGUGAGGUUCAAACUGUAAACAAAUGCUGCUUUAACCCUGCAGACUAUAAACGUAUAGUAAACACUGGAUCUUCUGAGUGCCCUAUAUGCUGAGCUGCUUGUAGAGAGCUGGCCUUACCUUUUGCAGAAAGUGGGAGAAGGAGCAAUGUCAGGCUGGGCCUUUCCUUCCCUCUUCAGUUCUGCCCCGAGUGAAAAAGCAGGAAUGCAGUGGUGAUGAGCUGUUGAGACUUCUUUCCCCUCUCCCACUUUUUAUUUCAAACACUGCACACACAGCUUGUGUCCAGAGUGCCUGGCUUAAUUCAUGUGAACUAUCCUCUAUUCUGUCUUCUGUGAGACGUAGCUCAGACAGGUUUGAUGUUACGUUUUAGAUGAUGCGAGGAACUAAUGUCUUGGGCACCUUCUGUAUUUCCUUUGUUCAUGACCUCAAUGUGUGGGAAGUCGUAGCAAAGAUUGAACUGACUGUCAGUGGGAAAGCACUUCGCCGCUAUGCUGCGUGUUAUGGUGUGAGCAGUGUGCAGGUGUAGGAGAGGACAGUGCAGAGGGAGCACCACAGCUGGAGAGGAUUCGUCCCUGGCCAGGCUCUGUGCUGAAGCAGCUCAGCCUCAACAUGUGGGUCCUAGCAGGGAGCUGUGACCUCGUUGCUGGGGCCCAUGGGGGUCACAGAGAUGGUGUGGGGGGGACAGGUCUUGGCACAGGGCUGCAAAAGCCUUUCCAGUGCCGCUCAGUGGAGGAUUCUUCUGCAGUAAUGAGGUUGAGACCUGCAUGACACACGUCCUUGCUGUUUAGAGCUCAGAACAAAUGAAAAAAAUCCUGUGAUAAAACCCUCCAGCGCUGAGCUGCUGGAAAAGAGCCUCUUUUCUGCCUGUUGUAAUCUCCCAACAUCUCUUCUGAAGAGAGUCUGUUUCACUUGCAAAUUCGCAGCGUGGCUACAUUUUGGGUGUUGGGUGGCUGUACCUCAAGGGCCUGGGUGCGCCCAGGUGUGGUCAAAUUUGGGGGCAAUUCUUGCCUAAAAGGUGAAGUUAGAUGCUCACUUAUCUUAACAAGUGUUAGUCAGGGGGAUGAGUUGUGUGUAUUGCCCUGGUGAUCCCAGAGCACAGCAGGAGGCUGUGCAGGCCCAGCUCUCCUACAUGCCUUCUCUACUUCUCUCUCCGGGAAAACCAAAUUCAAAUUGAAAGGGCAAAGUUACAGGAAGAGUACUUUGGAGUUGAUAGAACCCGGUGCCAAGCAGUUUUCUCCUCUCUGCUCCAUUGCUUUGGUCAUUCCCUUUAUGUUCCCUUCUUCUAAGUGAAGCAAGCAUAGGAAUUGCUCGAGUUGUCCGGCUGCUUUCAGGAGGCUUUGCUCGUGCAGAGGGAUGCAGGAAGGCUGCCUCUGCUCUGUGCAGAAAACCAGGCUGAGCUCCUUCGAGGAGCCUUUCAGGGAAGAGCCCCUCCAAGCCGUGGUGUGCAGCCAGCCCGGCCCAGUUCUUCUGCUGAAGCGCACAGCGUGUUUGCACGGGCCUUGCUGCCUCCCCAGGUUUAGUUCAACUGCAGGCAGCAGCUUAGCCUGGAGCAUGGCAGAGCUGUGGGAAGGAACGUGCUGAGUGGAAAGGUGAAAGCUGUUGCUGCGGUCUGGGAAAAUGUGCUGGGAUUGUUUGGGGAAGUCAACAGUUCUUGCUGCCCUGCAGUGCCACCUUGCCAAAACGUAAGUGGCUCCGCGUCCCAGCGUGGGCACUGCUGGAAAGCCCUGGCCAGAGGGCCCAGCCAGGAGUGUCAGUCAAAGAAAAGCCUUCUGCACUAGAGAAGCGUCAUUGCUCGAGCUCAGGUUUGUUGUCCUGCUUUCUGGGUGUGGACACAAUGUGUGCUCAUGUGCUUUCGAUCAGCUUGACUUUGUACUUCCCUAACUACUGCAAGCAGUCACGAACAAACCUUUGUAAGAUAAAAAACUGUGAAUUUAUUUUUCUACUGACAUGCCUAAUCUUGGCGGUGACUACCAAUAAAUUCUCUAAUUGAUUAA
This is a messenger RNA of Rhea pennata, 4596 nucleotides long. RefSeq names its product transmembrane protein 170A (gene TMEM170A). Bases 4 to 522 code for a protein of 172 amino acids. Lineage: Eukaryota; Metazoa; Chordata; Aves; Rheiformes; Rheidae. Gene Ontology annotation, biological process: endoplasmic reticulum tubular network organization. The record is from RefSeq and is a predicted model, not a curated record. The transcript has 2 exons. Gene Ontology annotation, cellular component: endoplasmic reticulum membrane.